CGUGGUCAGGUGAGCUAAAAACAAGCAAUGUAAAUCUACUUUCGUUUUGUUCAAAUUGUUGUUGUUGUUGUUGAAUCAGUGUUAGGUAAAUGCAUUAAACUGUUAAAGAAAGCGUCUACAAAAAGGAAAAUUGGAAACCGACAGAAAUGGCAUGGUCUGCAAAUCAGUUUACUGAUUUCACAAUUAAUAGGUCAGCUAACAAGACUGUGGGAUUUAAUUCAAAUAAAAGAUCAUCAUUCAUCAAUAAUAGUGGACCUGUCACAAAUACAGUGAACAGACAAAACUGUCAAACAAGAGGAAAUAAUGGAUCUAGUAUACAGACAUUAGAGGAAUUGACUCCUGGUUCUACAGCUAAUGUUAUUGGUGUAGUUAUUGCCAAGGAAAGUCCUAGAUCAGUUUUCAGCAAAAAGAAGUCUGGUACUGAGAGAUUUCUGCUUGGCUUUGUAAUCAGAGAUUCUCCAACUAGUUUUGUGAAUUGCACAUGCUGGGGGAGUGAACUUUUCAUAGCAGACCUUGCCAAGUCUUUUACAAUCGGAGAUGUUGUGAAGAUAGACAAUGCCCAGGUUCAGAUGAAUCCUUCAGAUGGAUCUGCUGAAAAAUUCAGAGUCUCUUCAAAUCUAGGAAUUAAUUUAACACUGAGUGAGAAUCACAGUAGUUUAAACUUGUACAAUGGUUUGGACCUUGGCUCAUAUUCCUCAUUACAGUUUAUUCCAAUCAAAGCUAACAGUGACUAUUACACCCUGGAAGAUGUCCUAGCUAAUGGCCAAGGUUUAAAUGGUGAACAUAUCAAUCUGUUAGCUGCAGUGAGAAAGAUAGGUAUACCACGUGAUAUAACCACAAAAGCUGGAAAGCAUACAAAGAGAUGUGAGAUUAAACUAUUUGAUGAAAGCUGUUCAUGUUUCCCAUUGGUGCUAUGGGGAGAAGAAUUGGUGGAUUAUUCCCAGACUUGGAUCCAAGGAGAGACAGUGCUGUUUGUAGCUGAUGUGAGAAUGAACUAUGAUGAUUUUAGAUCUUGUAUGGUUGCAACAGCUGACUCAAAAACAGUGUUUACACCUAAUCCAGAUACAGUUGAUGCUAAAUGCCUGCACCAGUUUGCUUUAACCCAAAACUUCCAAGAGGAUGAUGAUGGACUAAGAGAACAGAGUGAUCCUCCAUUGGAAGCAAUUAAAGAUAUAGUGGUUAUAGAACAGAUUGCUACAAGAGAAGGUGUUUCGUCAGACUUUGCCAUAUUAUAUGGAGUGAUCACAAAGUUUGAUAUUGACUCUCAUAACAUUGAACAAUUCUGUAGGAGAAAAUGUUGUAAAUGUAAGCAGAUAGUGACAGCAGAAACAGGGUACCAAUGUUCAAAUCCCAGUUGUUCUCAAGCCAUUGUUUUCAAUACAACAGGAGACUUUGCUCAGGGACAAACAGACAUUGACUACAGCAUACCAAUAAGUAUAUCUGACCACACUGGUACAAUACAGUGUAGACUGUCAGCAGAUAUUCUACAAAAUCUAACAGGAUGGAAUCCAAAAGAUCUAAUGGCUGUUCCACAAGAAGGAAGAACAGAGCUAAAAUGGCAAUGUUUACUUGAAAGAUGUAAAUUUUAUAUCAAGAUGUUGAGGAAUUAUCAUAAUCCAGAGAGACUUUCCGUCAGAGUGAUGUCAUGUUGUAAAGUUGACUCCACAAAAAUGCUGCAAAAUAUUUCACCUGUCAAAGGACGUAAAACUGCUCUUUACACACAUGCUUGAAUCACACUAUGUAACAUAGUCAUUUACAUUUUUUCAAGUUCAAUAUUUUUUUGUUUGUUAGAAUUUUGAUGUAGAUCUUUCCUUGAAUUACCUGUGAUAAAGUUCCUUCACUGUGAUAACGAUUAGUUUUCAUGAUGUUCAAAUUGUUAUAACUGUUUAAAUAAAGUUUUAAA
Messenger RNA from Ruditapes philippinarum (Manila clam), 1903 nucleotides. RefSeq names its product meiosis-specific with OB domain-containing protein-like. The record is from RefSeq and is a predicted model, not a curated record. Lineage: Eukaryota; Metazoa; Mollusca; Bivalvia; Venerida; Veneridae. Gene Ontology annotation, biological process: resolution of meiotic recombination intermediates. The transcript is spliced from 14 exons. Bases 147 to 1730 code for a protein of 527 amino acids. Gene Ontology annotation, molecular function: single-stranded DNA 3'-5' DNA exonuclease activity; single-stranded DNA binding.